Messenger RNA from Exophiala viscosa, 2564 nucleotides. RefSeq names its product COG4 transport protein-domain-containing protein. The record is from RefSeq and is a predicted model, not a curated record. The transcript has a single exon. The coding region runs from base 195 to 2564 and encodes 789 amino acids. NCBI's taxonomy places the organism in Eukaryota, Fungi, Ascomycota, Eurotiomycetes, Chaetothyriales, Herpotrichiellaceae.
CUUGAUUAUUCUUGAACGUCGCCAUACCCGACAAUCACCCACUCAGCACUGGACGGACCUUCGUUGACCUCUGUCCAGACAACGUGUGAUCCCCAUUGCAACAGAGGUGGUCAAACCCUUCAUUGUUUCGGGCGCUUUCGCGUCUUGAGAAUCAACACACCCAUGUCAUCAACUAGGCAGAUCACUCUUCAGCAAUGACCACGAAUGGCCACGUUUCCAGUAUUGACUCUGGACAAAAUGCUGUCGAUGUGUACGACGCAAAUUCCGUUGCGGAAAUCCGUGAUGCUUUGGCCAAACUUCACCAAAAAGAGGCUUCGGUGACUUCACAGCUGGAUACAUUAAUUGACGCGCAAAAGGAUCUGCAACGAGAGCUCGGUCGAUUGGAUCUGUUCCGCGUAAAUGCCACAUCUCAGGCUUCCAAAGCUCGAGCAGUCAGCAAUGGCAUGCUUUCAGAUGCGGCCUCAAACGCGAAACGGAUCUCAAACUGCGUGAAGCAGCUCGAUCUAGAGCAGGAAAGAGUAAAGGCCACGUUGACCGUGGUUGAACAGGUCGGCGAGCUGAAAGCUUGUGUGCUCGGUGUGGCAGGGUCCAUGGGGGCAGCCCAAGAUUGGGAGACAGCAGCCAGCUACCUCAGUCGGGCAUCCAAGAUCCCCAGCGAGGUCAUCCAUGGUUCAUUCGCGGCGAGAAUCGUCCCUACAGCCGAAGUACCCGAUGCACCAGCAGUCACCCUGGAAUCGGCGUCAGAAUCAUUGUGCAAUUUGUUUCUGAGAGAAUUUGACAAGGCUGUCAAGGACAAUGACGGUACAAGAAUCACCAGGUUCUUCAAACUCUUUCCGCUCAUCAAUCGAUCCGAUGUCGGUCUUGAUGUGUAUGGUCGAUACGUCUGUCAAGGGGUUGCUGCUCGUGCGCGCAAUAACCUCAAUGCCGGUACUGGUGGAAACCAGAGCAAAGACGGCUACUUCUACGCAAACGCUCUGACAAGGCUUUUUGAACAUAUUGCACAAAUCAUUGAUGGCCAUGGAGGAUUAGUUGAACGACACUACGGCCCAGGGAAGAUGGCUAGAGUGAUCGAGCGGCUACAAGUCGAAGCAGACCUACAAGGUGGCAUCAUUCUGGACACUUGGAGUGAUGAGCGUCGAAUCGAUCGCCAAUUGACUGACAUCAAAUCCUACGCUUUUACCUUCUUGGUCCAGAGCUUCAUGCCAGCUCAGCGAGGGUCGGCCGGCACUCCACGUGCCAACUCCCCUGCUCCGGGCAGCUCAAGCGAGGAUGAGUCAGUGGACAUGAAGCAGGUGGACCUUCUGCUCAACGAGAUGACCCUCAUGUUGGGUAAAUGGUCCCUUUACACCAAUUUCAUCAGCGACAAAUGUCGGAGCCCCACAACAACCGCAGAAGAGCCCACACCCAUGCCACCCUUCUUGGUCAACUCAAGUUUGACGAAGAAAGUCCAAGACAAGCUAAUCUCCCCGUUCAACAUAAUGACGACGUUCUUCUUUCGGCGAUCUGUGGAGAAGGCCUUCCAGCUGGACGAGCAGCCUUCAGAUCUAUCUCUCAACCCGCACAAACCUCUCAACUCGAACCCACCACAUAUUACCUCCGCCAUCGAAGACAUCAUGUACAUUGUCAACAAAGUGUUGCAACAAUCUCUAGCGACCUCGCAGAAACCCGUGGUGGGCAACAUCAUUCCGACACUCGGAAGAGUCUUGGGAUCGGACUUCAUUGGCAUGGAGCAGCGCAAGAUGCGUGAUGAAAGCUACCCCAAAGCCGCUAUGCAAGGUCAACUACCACCCGAGAGUAUCAUCGUCUCGUUUCUAGUCCUCAUCAACAACCUCGACGUGGCAAGAGACUAUGUCGAUCAAAUUGUUCAUGCACGUCUCGAGCCCGUAGCAGGUUCACCCCAUCGACCCCUCGACGACCUUUUUCCUGAGCCUGGAGACGCCGAGUCCAUCGCGUCCACGCUAAAGUCGUUCUCCGCCACAUUCUCAGAAAAGACAAACGAACUGAUAUCCGACGGUGUGCAAGUCGUGUUCCACAACGUCAUGAAACCUCGUCUUCGGCCGAUCUUGAUGGACGCUUUCCGCGACACAGACUACCAACUCACACGUGAGCAGCUGCAAGACAUAGCGCAGGAGAUGGACGGUGACGCCGAGACCACAGAUGGUCUGUCAGACGAAGUACGAAUGCGCUUUCAAUUGGGAUGGGAUGCCCUGACAAAGCCAAUUGGGCGGAUCAUGACAGACCGCACGUUCGACCAGCUACUCACCAUCGUUGUCACUUAUCUGAGCAAGAUGAUCGAGAAGCGUCUAUGGACGUACCACGGACGAGUUAACGAGGUGGGCGCCGCAAGGUUGGAGCACGAUGUCAAUGAAAUCAUCAAGGUGGUUGUCAAGGGGCAGAAGUACAGUUUCCGAGAGUCAUUCUUGCGUUGCAGCCAGAUAUGCAUGAUUAUGAAUAUGGAUGACGAUGAGUGGGAAGAAUCUGUUGGUUCUGGGGGAGACUUUGCGGACAAACUCAAGCCCGAGGAGCGUGUUAGGGCGAGGAACAUGGUGAAAGAAACUUAUUAG